CCAAAUCCCGUAUACCCCACCCGACAUACAAAAUGGCUGACGCUCCUGCCCCCGCUCGCGGCGGAUUCGGUUCUCGUGGAGACCGCGGUGGUGACCGUGGACGUGGUCGCGGACGUGGCCGUGGCCGCCGUGGCGGAAAGUCUGAAGAGAAGGAAUGGCAGCCCGUCACCAAGCUCGGCCGUCUCGUAAAGGCUGGCAAGAUCAAGAGUAUGGAGGAGAUCUACCUCCACUCUCUCCCCAUCAAGGAGUACCAGGUCGUCGACUUUUUCCUUCCUAAGCUCAAGGACGAGGUCAUGAAGAUCAAGCCCGUCCAGAAGCAGACCCGUGCCGGUCAGCGUACCCGCUUCAAGGCUAUCGUCGUCAUCGGUGACUCUGAGGGUCACGUUGGUCUCGGUAUCAAGACCUCCAAGGAAGUCGCGACCGCCAUCCGCGCCGCUAUCAUCAUCGCCAAGCUCUCCGUCGUCCCCAUCCGAAGAGGUUACUGGGGUACCAACCUUGGUGAGCCUCACUCGCUCCCCACCAAGGAGAGCGGAAAGUGCGGUUCCGUCACUGUCCGUCUCAUUCCCGCUCCCCGUGGUACCGGCCUCGUCGCCUCGCCCGCCGUCAAGCGUCUCUUGCAAUUGGCUGGUGUCCAAGAUAUCUACACUGCCUCUUCCGGUUCAACCAAGACUCUUGAGAACACCCUGAAGGCUACCUUCGUUGCCGUCGCCCACACCUACGGCUUCCUUACUCCCAACCUGUGGAAAGAGAACGCUCUCCGCCCCUCACCACUUGAGGAGUACAGCGACAUUCUCCGUGAGGGAAAGAGGUACUAGAGGGUGUUUUUGGGUGACAUGGGUCUUUUCUAGCAUUCCUGGGUUAUGGCGCGGGACAUUACAUUCGGCGCCUCACGUAUGUAUCCAACGAUAGUGCUGGGUCAACUGGCAUGAAAAUGAACAACUUUCAAUGAUGACCUU
Bipolaris maydis ATCC 48331 is the source of this 956-nucleotide messenger RNA. Its product is annotated as 40S ribosomal protein uS5. Gene Ontology annotation, cellular component: ribosome; cytosolic small ribosomal subunit. Gene Ontology annotation, biological process: translation. Gene Ontology annotation, molecular function: structural constituent of ribosome; RNA binding. Lineage: Eukaryota; Fungi; Ascomycota; Dothideomycetes; Pleosporales; Pleosporaceae. The record is from RefSeq and is a predicted model, not a curated record.